Babesia bovis T2Bo is the source of this 469-nucleotide messenger RNA. RefSeq lists its product as uncharacterized. NCBI's taxonomy places the organism in Eukaryota, Apicomplexa, Aconoidasida, Piroplasmida, Babesiidae. The record is from RefSeq and is a predicted model, not a curated record. The transcript has a single exon. Bases 30 to 401 code for a protein of 123 amino acids.
AUAGAUCGCACAUUGACCAAAGGAAGAUAAUGAAAAAGUUUAUUGCAAAGGCGACCAUUCUCGCCAGAAUGGCGGCUAUGAGACUAAACAGGCCACUUGCAACUAAAACACGUACGGAUGAAAAAUCACUUGAGGCGUCAAUAAGAGCAGUGGAUCUACUUAAAAGGUUCGUAGAUAUUUUGGAAAUAGCCCAAGUCAUACAUCACAAAACACUGAUACCAUCAAUCGGCAAAUUGGUCGGAGCUACCGAAGAUGAAAUCGCAAAGGCAGGUAAUAAUGCUAAACAAAAUCAGGGUAUACUAAAGCCAAUAGAGAGAAUACACAACCUCCACGAAGAAGAAUGGCGUAUACUAAAACCUGGAAAGGAGCGUGAAACCAGGCACCUGAGGUGGAGAAAGUGAACUCCAUUUAAAUAUCAAUUUUAACUUGUCGAAUUACUUAUCUAUAUUACGGUAUUGCAAAACUUGCG